Molecule: messenger RNA, 842 nt
Organism: Saprolegnia diclina VS20
Lineage: Eukaryota; Oomycota; Saprolegniomycetes; Saprolegniales; Saprolegniaceae
Exons: 1
Coding region: 365-718 (117 amino acids)
Source: RefSeq, a predicted model, not a curated record
ACUGAACCACGCACGCUCCCUGUCACUUCGACUUUGCCUCCGUUUCACGCACCCCGCGUGUGCUUCGUGGCUCCUUCUCGUCCCCUCUCUCGGUCACUUGUCGAGUACGGUACCGGGCAGUCGCCUGCCAAAUUUACGGAUACCCUUUUCAAGCCAAGUCGCCAAAUGGACGGUACCGAUAUCGAUAUUGCAGACGACACCGAGUCGCCGACCCGCGCGUAGACAGGCUGCGUGAGGAGACCGCCGGGCACGUCCUCGGGGAGGAGGUAGAUGAAGGCGUUGGCCUCGUAGCAGAGGCUCGAGCGCGCGUCGACGUCCGACGUCAUGGUCGCGCCAGGCCGCCCGCCACGGGCUUGCUGCUGCAAUGGAAAGUCUGCUUGUGUCGAUUACUAUUAAACUCGGUAUGGCCAUCUUCAGAUUGGUGAAGCCUCGUAUUGCCGCGGACCCCAACGCCGAAUGCCAGCACACCCUGCGACAAGCCGAGCUCGAGAAGCUUCAGGGCGAGUGCAACGAAAUGGAAGCCAAGAUCGCCAAGCAAGAGGCGGCCGCGAAGCAGCGCCUUCUCAAGAACAGCGCUGACAAGUUCCUUCAAAUCCGCUCGCGGAAACUCGCCCAGCGGCAACAUCUUGUGUCGCUGCCGCACGUGUUGGGCCUUUUGAGACUCACGGUUCUCAUCUAUGCGGUCUAUCGUCUGCACUCGACACCAAUGACUCUUUAACUUAAGGCCCACGUGAGCAUGGCGUUGGUGUGCCGAUGUUAGCGGACUUCAAGGGCAACCAAGGUGUAUUUUUCAACCUUGCGUACUGGACACUAACGUUAAUCUAUGUUGCUUUCCUUGUCGA